AAUCGAAUUUCAGUUCGAACCGCUACAAAAUGGGGAACGAACGUGCGUGGCAGCACCACAAUAACCAUUCUCCCCCCACCCCUGUUUCCCCUCUCUCCCACACAAUCACAACACACUCCUCCACCAAACGGAGGAGGAAAGAGAGAGAGAGAGAGAGAGGCAGGAGAAGCUCCGCGACGGACAUGGCCUCCAUCCCCAGAUCUCGCGGCGGAUCCGGCGGCAAGAUCCUCCGCCCCCGGCGUUCCCGCCGCCCCGCCACCCCCUACGACCGCCCCGCCCCCGUCACCGACCCCACCCCGACCCCGACUCGCCCCCUCGAAACCCUAACUGGCUCUCCAAGCUCAUCCUCUCCCCCUCGCCUCAUUGCCUCCGGCGCCGGCAAGGUCAUCUCCUCCGUCUUCGGCCCCGAGUCCUCCUCCUCCUCCUCCUCCUCCUCCGGCGCUGCCUCCGAUUCUGAUGAUGAUAUUGAGUCUAACGACAAUGACCUUGGCGCCUCUUCCCUUGGGGCCAUCGAAUUGCAUAAGGAGAAUCUGUCAUCAGAAAUGAUAGAACCAAGGACGGAGGCCCCAGUAAAUGUGGGAAAGGUUGGAGCAAAAUACUUAAUUGAGAAGUUAAUUUUGCAGGAGACUUUCUCUCGGGAAGAAUAUGACAGAUUAACUAGCAUCAUCAAAUCUAGAGUAGUGGAAGCUCCCAUCAGCUUAGAUGGAGAGGGUAGGCAGAUGAGUGUUCACAACAGAGCAAACUCUGGAGAUGUAGACAUGCCUUAUCUAUGCAGUACAGCUGUUGUGGAAGCAAAGAAAUGGUUGCAGGAGAGGAAAUUGGGAUCAAAUUCAGAGUUGGAUCUGGAUAAUGCAACCCCCAGUGUAAACCCUAGUUGGUCAUCACAUGUUAUUGAAGGCGAAACUGGCUCACCAGUGGAUGUAGCCAAGUCAUAUAUGAGUGCACGUCCUCCAUGGGCCUCUCCAUGCUUUAAUACUGCUGAGCAAAGAUGUGCCUCGCCAGUGAGGAUGCAGUUUUCCAAGGAAGAUACACUGUUUUCAAUAGGUGGAAACUCCUUAUCCCCAUCAAAGCUUCAGCUGAAAAGGGAUUCACCUAUCAGUGGAUCAUGGAACAUUUCAGAGGAAAUAAGGAAGGUGCGAUCAAAGGCAACAGAAGAAUUGCUAAAGGCUUCAUCUUCCAAAAGAGUUGAUUUUGGAUCCACUCUGAGGGAAACAUCCUUGACAAAAAUUGAUUGGUCUGGAUCUGGACAUGAAAGCAGUCAUAGCUCAUUUUUGGGCAGUAACCUAGCAGAUGUCGUGGGAGAGAGAAUGUCUGGCUCUGCAUUAUUGGUUGAUGCAUCUUUGGAGCUGCCUGACCCACAAGCUGCUUGUCAGCCAUCAGCAACAGCACAAGAUGAUCUGCAAGAGAGAGUGUCACCUUCUCCUCCUGCUUUAAUUUCUGAACAGAUUAAGGAUUUGGAAGGAGAUCUGGCCAUGACUGAAGGAAAAGGAGGUCUGCAGGACCGCUCAAGAGAUACUGAGACUGUUCUAGAUAGUGGUGCUGGUUGUACUGGUGUUCGUGAUGGUCCCAAGGACAUCAAUGGAUUUAGUCAGCAAGAUGGUGGUUCAAUGAGGAUGAGCAUACCUGAAGCGGCUCAAACUGGAGGUUCAGUGGAUGCAAAUGGUUUCCCUGCUUCUGGAGCAAGCUUGUCAGCUGGGUUGGAACCAGAACAUGAAAAUCAUAGGUCGUACGAUGAGGAGAUUACACCUGUUGGACCGAGCAUUCCUACGUCUCCCCAUGCGGAGGAGACGUGUGAGCUCCUCAGUGAAACUUCUAUUGAGGUCCCAAAUGUAAACGAGAGUUGCGAGAUUGAUGGUGUUGCCACUGGCUCCCAAAACAAUGCUAACAUGCAGUAUGAGGAAUUCUCUCAGGACCUUACUCAACCACAUGAAAAAUACAGUGGCACAGGUAAGAGACGCAUUGUGAAUGAGAAACAAGAAGGAAGAAAGCAACCCAGAUACAGCAGGAGGGGCAGAGGACGGGGAAAACAAAAUUAAGUCGUGAACUUGUAUUUAGCUUUUUUUAUUGUUGUAAUUUAGAUUAAGGGCACUGAAUGGUAGGAUAGGUUAAUACCGGGCAGCCCUUUUUCAAGUUGUCUGCUCUGUGAGCAGAUCUUUGUGAUCUUUUUCUCUUUUUAGUCCGUAUUUUGUCCCUGUUGGGGCUCUCCAAAUUGGCCUGUUUCUUUUUUCGCUGCCGCUGGGUAGAGAGGUUCAGUAGGGAAGAAAUGUUUCCACUUCAUAAAUUUUAUAGAAGAGGCGUUGCAAAAUGUUAA
This is a messenger RNA of Syzygium oleosum, 2311 nucleotides long. RefSeq lists its product as uncharacterized. Gene Ontology annotation, cellular component: nuclear envelope. The record is from RefSeq and is a predicted model, not a curated record. Gene Ontology annotation, biological process: nuclear membrane organization. NCBI's taxonomy places the organism in Eukaryota, Viridiplantae, Streptophyta, Magnoliopsida, Myrtales, Myrtaceae.